AUGGCACUUGGACAGUAUGAAGCAGAUGAGAUUUUGAGAGCUACUGCUGAGCGGAAAAAUGCCCCUGGACGUGGUGGCUUAUCAGGAUCCAGGAUGAUGGACCAAAGCUUGUGGACUCUAAUCACGGAGUAUGAUAAACACUUGGAAGAAAUGAGAGAACAGCUGCAGCUUUAUCAGGUACAAAUGAGCGAGAUGAGACUAAGAUUUGAACAAGUCACCAAGGAAAAUGAAAGGCUGCAUGCAGAGUUGAAAGAGGCUCUUGAGAAGCAACUGGAGGCUCUUCCUCUCAUGCCUCUGGGAACUGAUAUUCCUGCAGAUGAAAGCAUAGUGAGAAACCUUCAAGAACAACUGCAACUGACGAAUCAAGAAAGAGAACAAGCAAUUGCGCUCUGGCAGACUGUGUUACAGGAGCAUGAUCGACUCCAGCAGCAGUACCAGGAACGUAUGACUGAAACGCAGAUUCACGUGGCUGAAAGGCAAAAGCAGAAAGAUCAACUGACUAGCUUUCAACAGUUGACUCGGCAACUGCAUAUAAGCAAUCGACAGUUUCUGAAAACUGUAACAGAACAGAGUGUGGAACUAGAGCAGCUACGAAAACAACUGAGGCAAGCCAAAAUAGAUGGGCAGACAGCAAAUGCUAAGGUCGAUGAAAUGACCAGAUUGACAGAGAAGCUUCAAGGCCAAUUGGAGAGAAAGGAAGAAGAUGUGAUAUCUGCUCAGCAAAGAGAAACAGCAUCUGACAAACGCUUGCAGCAGCUGCAGUCUAGUAUAAAACAAUUAGAAACAAGAUUACAUGUUACUGUCCAAGACGCAGAACAGCUGAGAACAGAAAGAACAGCCCUGGAGAAACAAAUUGGAGAGCUUCAGACAAAGUAUGCUAACGUAGAAAGGGAGAAGUACGAUGCUGUUGCAAAAGUCCAAGAUUGCAUACAGCUCUUAGAAGAAGCUAACCUACAAAAAAGUCAGGCCCUCUUUGGGGAGAAACAAAAGGAAGAGGAAAUCAGAAAAAUGAAAGACGAAAUAUCUCAACUUGCAGAAGAUACUGCUGCAAGAAUUAGAAAGGCAGUAGACUCUGCAAAGAAGCAAUAUAAUGUGCAGAUUUCUCGACUAACAGAAGAACUUUCAGCUCUUCAGAUGGAAUGUGGAGAAAAACAGGGCCAAAUUGAACGAGCCAUUAGAGAAAAGAGAGCAGUGGAACAAGAGCUUGACAAGAUUUACAGGGAAGACAGAGGACAUGAAUCUCUCAACAGAAAACUAGAGCAACUGCAUCAGAAAUAUUUACUUGCAGAAACUGUAAAAGCUGACCUUCAGCUAAGUCUACAGACAACACAAAAUAAACUGAAACAACUAGAAAUGAACUCUGAGGAAGAGAAGUCUCGUUGCCAGGAAGUUACCUCUAAAUUGCAAAGCAUUCUGGAUUCAGAAAGAGAAAAGAGUGCCUUUGUCAGUGAACAAAGGCUAAAACUUCAGCAAGAGAAUGAACAAUUGCAAAAAGAAAUGGAGAGCUUGAGAAAACUGGCCAUAGAGGCUCAACAAAAAGCUAAAAUAAAGAUAAGCACAAUGGAGCAUGAGCAUGCUGUGAAAGAACAUGGAUAUGAAGCUCGACUUAAGGAAAUGGAAGACACCAGUCAAAAGUCUACUGCAGAACUCAGACGUCUGUUAGUAGCUCAGCAAAAAGCAACAAAUCGGUGGAAAGAAGAAACAAAAAGUCUUACUGAAACUACAGAAGCCAGGAUCAGUAAGCUAAAAAGUGAGCUGAGUCAACAAAAACUUCGUAGCCAGGAGCUUAUUUCUCAGCUGGAAACGGUAAAUGAAAAGGUAACUGAGGAUGAAAAAUUAAUGAUGGAAUAUCGAGAAUACAUCAAUAGGCUCCAAAGGCGACUGAGCCAGGCAGAACAGAGGGCAGCGACAGCAUCUCAAAAGCUCAGCCUGAUAACUAGACAGAACAAAAAAGCUGCUUCCCUGAAGGAUCUGGAAAAUAUUUAAACGCGUGUACUGUUCAUUCGCACCAUGCUGGAUUUAAGAACAUUGCUGGAGAAACUUCACGUUGGAGUAUUAGUCAAACGCAUAGCAAGGCUUGUAAAACGUAGAUAAACAUUGUCUGGUUUAUUCAAGUAAGAAAGGCGGUGGAUGAAGAUACUGUAUCUGCAUG
Molecule: messenger RNA, 2152 nt
Organism: Cariama cristata (Red-legged seriema)
Lineage: Eukaryota; Metazoa; Chordata; Aves; Cariamiformes; Cariamidae
Gene: SCLT1
Product: sodium channel and clathrin linker 1
Exons: 20
Coding region: 1-1986 (661 amino acids)
Biological process (GO): clustering of voltage-gated sodium channels; cilium assembly
Cellular component (GO): centriole
Source: RefSeq, a predicted model, not a curated record